UUUGCCUUGAUUGGUACAGUAGAGUACUGUAGUCGUGUUUCGCUCACCCGCGCUCUGUUAUAAUCAGAUUCAAGAUUCCGUUGUCGUGUUACGAAUGUAAUAAACUAACACUUCUAAUUGUUAAAGACCCUCUGUCGGCACGCGUGGGCGAGAGCGAGUGGCGGCGUCCGUUUGGAACACCCGUCAAGGUUGAUCUCAGGAUGUCUCGCCUGCCGUGCAUUGACAAGCGUCUGCUGAGGAACGUAAUCCGGCACACGGACGCUCACAACAAGAUGCAGGAAGUGAGCGUCAUGUGGAAGCAGCGGCAGAUGCAGACGUUCACCGAGGACGGCGGCGUCCGACGGAAACGGAGGCGCAUGGCCUCUCCCGUCCUUGGAAGAAGCCACAUGCGGUGCGACGGCUACGACGACGACGACGACGAUGCGGUGGCGGCGGCGACUACGGCGGCGGAGGCGAGCGACGAUGGAAGAAGGUGGCGUCGGAGACUCCACGAGGCGGAGGCACCAAACCCCGACCGGUGGGGACAUGCUGGAUUCUGGGAGCUCUACCCCAGCGAUUACCGCCCACCGCUUAACAAAAGGAUCAAAGCAAGGAACGGUCCACUCCGGCACUUCUCGUCGUCGUCGUCCUCAUCCUCCUCCUCGUCCGCCACCAAUGAAGCGGCCGCGCGCCGCUGCGGUAGCGGCGAGAGACGGACUCGGAAGAAAAAGCAGAAAGAGAAGCGUGGAGAGAAGCGCGGAGAUGAGCGACGACGCAAACGCAGGCGGAGCACCGAGGAGCGCGGAGGAGACGGCGGCGGCGGCGGCGACGAACGCGAGGGCAGAGCGGAGCGCCGUCGCGAGCGCCGAGACAGACGCUCGGGCGAGCGGAGGGACGGCCGCAGCGACGACGGAGAGGGCGGCAAGAAGAAGAAGAAGAAGCGACGGCAGCGGCGGUUCGAGGGGGCCCGGCCUGGGGGUCACGACCCCUAGGGAUAUUCACUAAACUGUUGGGCAGUAGCGGGGUGCUUGACGCAUCUGGCACGCGACUUGGUUCUUGCACUGACCGCGGCCGCACGCUGAGGCCUACGCCCUGACAAAGAGCCCGCGAAAGAUUGAAACUGUUUACUUUUAUUGAACGAUUUUUAUUUCACCAGGUAAGACCGACCUGCUUUUUCAGAAGCGACCUGACCACAAAUGAUAGCUCAACAAAGUGGCUCAUCGCCUGGAAAUGUACAGCAGCCAAUUACUCUAAACGCGUGAUGUUGAUUCUGAAUUUGGACCCGGAGAAAAAUCUACGCGACCGCGGGAAGAGAGGGAGACGCACGCACCCACACUCCAAAUAUGCAGCAGGCGUCGGGGUCGGGAUCGAACCCAGGCGAGGUAUACUCUUUGGUUUUUUCGGGAAAGUCACGUAGGUAAAAAAUAAAAUAAAUAAUAACUAAAUUAAAUCACGACGUUUCGGGCGCAACACAAGCGUCCGUCAUUAGGUGGGAAAGCAUGGUCUACUGCUGAUGUUUUUUUACCGAAAAAACCAAAGAGUAUGAAUCCUUGCAGUCACUAAAGCUUCAAAUCUAGAAUCAGGCGAGGUAGUUAACAUCUCACCAUAUAUUUAUCGGUCACCGGGAGCAUCCUGGGAAUAUUUCUGACGUGACCAACAAUGGCCAUGUCCAGAAUUUACUCGUCGCUCCGUACUCGGUCAACGCGCAUGUUUUCGGUCGCGUUCUUGCAAACAUGCCAAAACGUUAACGUGCGGUUAUCCACUAAAAGGUGUUCGACUCGGCCCACACGUCACUCCAGGCGUACCGCUUUGGGGGGAAUUCAACGGUGUGUGUCUUAUAUAUAUUGAAAUAUAUAUAUAAAAUCUCACCGUGCGCCGCAAGAACGUUUAAUUUCCAUCGCGGUGCCAUCAGCGGGAGAUUUGUUAUCGCCCCCCCUCCCGAGAUGAAAGUUUUAUCGUAGAAAAACAAAAACGGCGACUUCUGAAAUCUUUCAGUGGCACACAGCGGGGGAGGGUAAUCGUUUCUCAGACCGCCCUCACCCCUUUUCCCCAGCCGAUGAGUGUUUUUGUUAUCAACCGCAAAGUGCCUCGGGCGUUUCACCAUCAUAGAGCAAGACAACCCCCCCCCCCCCCCCCGAGCGGGUUGAAACUACUUUUUAAAUCCUGUGCUCGAACCCCCUCGAUUAUUUUUCUUACAUUCGAGUCGUCGUAGCAGCCACUCUAGAGUAUUGCGGUGCUUGAGUGCGAUGAAUGGGUAAAAAGACGUGUUCGGUUUUUUUUUUGGGGGGGGGUUCGGUUUUGUACGCCUUGUACGUUUUUGUAAGUUAGUGACGUGUAAAAAUAAAACGACAACAACGCUCGCCUUCGAAUCCUGGUGUGCAGGGAGCGGAUCUGUAAGGGGUUAAGAAAAACUCGACACGUUUGUCACUACUCUUUGGUUCUUUUGGUGACGUCACGGCGGUAGAAAAUACAAUAAAACAAAAAAUAAUAAGUCACGACGUUUUGAUCGCAGUACAAGCGGUCGUCCUCAGGUGGAAAAAAUAAUCCAGCAGUGGAACUGCUGAACCAGCGAGAGAGCUGUUACAACAAGAGGUUAUAUAUGUGGUGAUGGGCAAGCAAGCGGGGUCUGAGCUGGAAAGGAAUUUCAUCCCCGGACGCAAGCACAUCAGUUGUGUUAAUGGGGGAGAUUAGGGAGAGAGGGAUUAGCAUGAAAUGAGCUUCCGUCGCCGCAUAAGAGUAUCAUCCGCACAUAUGCGCACAACAGCAGUGUUCAUGGGAGAUUAGCACAAUGUUGAUGGGAGAGAUUAGGGGGAUUAGUAAGUUAAUGUUAUGUCUAUGUGUAACACAAGCUGCGGCGCUGCCAACUGCGCUGCGGGGAAAGCGCGUCCACGCAAGAGAACCACCGCAACGGUGGUCGCGCCAGUGAGACACAGCCCAUCACACAGCCAGAACCAUCGGUACAUCGAGGCUAAGGGAGCAGAGGUGGCCAUGUUAGUGAGACCCCAGCCCGUUAAUGCAGAGGCACCUAACAGGGCAAUGCAACUCGGAGAGUCGGAGAUAACAGCCAGACGGCAGGGAAGAAUGGAAGCACCACGGCAAGUUACGACUUUGCUUGGUUAAUAACGUCCUUCCAAUGAUUGCUCAGCUUAUACCCCUCUUCUCGGUAGAAAUUGUCUGUGUUAUAGAUCUGGAUGGCUUCAUGGACAAGUCUUUGAUGGUAGCCCGAAGGUUUGCAGAGUACCUUGGUCUCGGAAAAAACAAUAUCGUGCGAGCCCACUGCGUUAUAUCAAUGAUCAGCGACUGCAGAGGUAUUGGUUCUGCCAUGUUUCAAAUCUAUCUUGUGUUCGCGAACACGGUCCGAGACAUGUCGUUUCGUUUCCCCAAUGUAACUGCUGCCGCAGACACAACUUAGUUUGUAGACACCAGGGUAUUGCAUGUCAGGAAUGACAUCCUUCACAAAUGGGAUUAAAUCACGGAUUUUGUGUACUGUAUUGAAUCGGACCUGGAUCUUGUGUUUGUUUAAGAUUUUGGAAAUAUUUUUGGUAACACCUGCUAUGUAUGGCAAGGUGAUGGUUUUGAUUGGGUCCUCAGAUGGUUGUCUCCCCAUGGUUGGGGCUACAGCUUUGCGGAUUGUGUGGUCUGAGUAUCCAUUCAUCUUGAGGACUUGGUGUACGUGCUCCAGUUCACUGGCUAGGUGGCGCUGGUCGGAGAUGCACGGGCCCUAUGGUGUAGUGUUUUGAUGAGGGAGUUCGUCUGGGCCAGAUGGUGGUGAGAGUCAGACUUUAGAUAGGAAUCCGUGUGGGUGGCUUUCCUGUAGACGGAAUGUCCCAACGAGCCAUCAGGCAUCUUCUCGAUCAAAAUACUCAGGAAUGAUAGCUUGCAAUCAUUUUCCACUUCCAUGAUGAAUUUGAUGAUGGGUGUAUGGAAUUUACGUGGUUGAAAAACUGGUUCAGUGCCAGCUGGCCAUGUGGUCAGAUGACGAAAGUGUGAUCUACGUAUCUCUUCCACAGGGAAGGACGUAGGGUGGAUGUCAGGAUGGCAUGUCUUUCAUAUUUCUCCAUGAAAACAUUCGCUACCACAGGUGAUAAGGGAGAACCCAUAGGGGUACCUUCAUUUUGUUUGUAGAAUGUACCAUUCCAGAUGAAGUAAGUGUUGGUAAGGCAGUGCCUUUCCAAAGAUGGUACAUCAGGAUUCAGUCCCUGUUGGACCAAGUCUUAAAUGAUUGCUAUGGUGUCAGGUACCUUGGGGAACAGAGAAACUACAUCGAAGCUGACAAGCAAAUCAUCUGGAAACAGUGAAAUGUCCAUGAUUAGAGAAACCAAGUGAGCUGAAUUAAGUACUGCUGAGGUGGACUUGCCCGUUAAUGGAAGCAGGGUCUCAGACAGAAAUCGGACCUGUUCGUAGGUAUGUGAGUGAGUUGAUGGUGGAAACGAUGGGACGGGGUAGAGUACCUUCUUUAUGGAUUUUUGGAAGACCAUAAAAUCUGGGUGGUCUAGCAGCUGACGGUUUUAGAGAGAGAUGCUUGGUCGAUUCGAUUAUUUCGGUGCUUGAGUGCGACGAAUGGGUAAAAAUGUGUUCGGUUUUGUACCACUUGUACGUUUUUGUAAGUUAGUGACGCGUAAAAAUGAAACAACAACAACGCUGGCCUUUGAAUCCUGGUGUGCGGAGAGCGGAUCUGUCAGGGUUUAAAAAAAACUCGACAGGGUUGUCAAUACUCUUCGGUUCUUUCGGUAAAGUCACGUCGGUAGAAAAUAAAAUAUCACGACGUUUCGAUCGCAACACAAGGGGUCGUCACCAAAGUUGGUUCAUCAGGAUUCAGUCCCUGUUGGGCAAAUGUGCAGCUCCGCCUGGCACUGCCGGGUCGCGACCUUCACGGGCCUCAUCCACAGAGGCCGAGCUGUGAACACCGCUCGUACGAGUCAUCUGCAAGUUCACUCGGCUGCAAAUCCUCACGUACCACAAAGGGCCCAUUUCCUCUCGAGCAACUUCAUAACGGAGACGACGAUUCCCCCGUAUAGCCUUACCAGACUGUAGGGGCAAGUGCUGUUAGCGAGCACCUAUGAAGGCCGGCACGGCACGAUAGGGGGUGGGUGGACAGCACCACGCCCGGCCACCUUUGUCUCCUUAGUGGCGAUGUUUACACACCGUACUCAUUUGAGGCCGAGUCGACCUAAGGGAGGCCCAGGACCCAUUCAGAUAAUCGUCACUGGUGUUGGCCGCGAGCGGGAAUCGAACUCGGGUUUGCCGGCUUCGUAGCGCGGUGUGGCGCUUAUCCCCCCACACACGGAACGAUGAUCGAGAUCUGCUGCGGGGGUGGUCUGGGUGGGAGUUUUCUUUUUUCCUGCCGUUUGCGUUUGACAGGGGUGUGGCUGCUGCUGUCUGUUGGGGUUUGCCGUGUAAACAGGCCUCUCCCCGGCAUCGGAUAGCUGCCCCCCCACUCUCAUCGUCCUCGUAUCUCAAGUGUGUCGGAAAUGUUUCAACGCUUGCCUGCCUGCCGAGAUAAUACGUGGCGAUUUUCUGUAAUUACGUGCAAUUACUCGAUAUUUAUUUUUGCGUUCGUUUUGCAAUGAAUGUUGAAAUAAUUGUCCUGCCAAGUUGGUAAUAAUUGUGUUUUUAUUUGUUUGCCUUCGUGACCGCGGGAAGUGCUUUUUGGUGAUUUGUGUCGACGUUGGGAAUUCUGAGCACUUGGGCGAGCAUUGUGGAGUUCCUGAAUUUGAGUUAUGCUCUCCCACUUUAAUUCUUUUUUGUAUCAUCAUCAUCAUCGUUUACACACAAAGGCCUCGCCGAUUAUCUAGACUUUUUCAACAGGUUCCUGACAAGUUUCCGCAGGAGAGAGCAUUGCUGCUACGUGUAAUCCCCAUUCAGUAUUUUUCACGUCCUUUUUCACAAUUGGGACGUUUGGCCAACACCAGGUUCCAUUGUUUGGUUUUAUUGUAUUUUUAUUUAGCUAUGGAAGGACACACAAGAACCCGGAGAACACCAUACAGAACAAGGGGGACAGAAUACAAACUCCGCUCAGAAAUGCAUCCGGAGUGGGGAAAUCGAACCCUGGAACUUAAUGCUCUGUGUUACAAGUGGAACCCCUGUCACCCUGCCCCAUCCUGCCCUACCCUGCCCCACCCUGCCCCACCCUGCCCCAUCCUGCCCCAUCCUGCACCACCCUGCACCACCCUGCCACUUAAGCACAGCCAGUUAAUAGCAAUGUUUGUGUUGUAGCCAGGGUUGCCUUUCCAUAACUUUGCUCGAUAGGCUAUGGCAUUUAAUUGGCCGAUGACAAUGACUUGCAAUGGAACGUUCCCAUAUUACCACAAUGUUGUGAAUGUAUGUUUUAAAAUCAGAUUCCCAUAAUUCUUAGGUUUUUUUGGUAAA
Molecule: messenger RNA, 6348 nt
Organism: Lethenteron reissneri (Far Eastern brook lamprey)
Lineage: Eukaryota; Metazoa; Chordata; Hyperoartia; Petromyzontiformes; Petromyzontidae
Gene: NKAPD1
Product: NKAP domain containing 1
Source: RefSeq, a predicted model, not a curated record